UUAUGUUUUUGAAGUGUCUGUGAUGAGGAUUUAGAUAAAGUUAAAAUGAUUACUAGAUUUAUUAUAAAACAAUUAGUUUAUUUGCACUCAAUUUCUAUUUGUGUGGGAUAGUUGACUUGGGCUGCGAUAGAAAUCUUGAACUCAUUGAGCUCAUUGUUGAAUAGAAAACAGCAGUGAGCAUGCAUCUUGGGAAUGGAAGGAAAGAACAAUGGGACUUUAUAAAAGUGAAUUUUUGAGUGUGUGUGCAUUUUGCUUAACUACAUAAUAUUAAUCAUUUACAACAUUUAGAUCAAUGUGGCAGUAAAAUGUUUAAAGGCCUGGAAUGACAGGGCCUUCCAACAGAUGCAGAUGGAGUUUAUCAAAGAAGCUAAUGCAAUGAGUUUAUUGGAUCAUCCACACAUUAUCAGGCUCUAUGGCAUUGUGCUUUCUGUUCCCAUGAUGCUGGUCACUGAACUUGCGCCACUUGGCUGUCUGCUAACACGGCUCAGAGAUGAAUCCCAAAAUUUCACCAUCAAUGGUCUGAGUGACUUUGUGGUCCAGAUAGCAUCAGGAAUGGCAUAUCUUGAGUCCCACAGGUUUGUUCAUCGGGAUCUUGCUGCUCGAAACGUGUUGCUGGAGUCUUAUGAGAAAGUCAAGAUUGGAGAUUUUGGAAUGAUGCGUGAACUAUCUGAAGAAGACGACCACUAUACAAUGCAACCCAGUGGGAAGAUUCCAUUUGCCUGGUGUCCACAAGAAGUUCUUAAGUUUCGCAAGUUUUCCCAUGCCUCUGACAUGUGGGCUUUUGGAAUCACUAUGCUAGAAUUAUUUUCAUAUGGAAUGGAACCUUGGCCAGGACUGAAUGGAGCUGAGAUACUGGAAAAGGUGGACAUGCCAUUGUGUGAACGACCCAAAAGACCUGAUCACUGCCCGACAGAAAUCUACAAUAUCCUGCUGUCACAUUGCUGGGCUCACGAACCUCAUCAGCGAGCAAGGUUCAGCAUGCUGAAGAAGAUGGUUGAUGAGGCCCAUCCUGUGAAUGCUGCUGCUGUUUUCCCAUAUGAAAGCAAGUGCCAACAAAAUCUGAGUUUCCAGGAAGGAGAUAUUAUCACAUUACUUGAAGCUAGUCCGGAUGUUUCUUGGUGGAAAGGACAAAACAUGAGGACAAAGCAAGUUGGAAUGUUUCCAUCAGAACUGGUAGAGAGUGGAUUACGGAGAGCUGUGUCACCAGUAACUCACAGGACAUCGCCAAAGCCAAGAAGUUCCGUUAAACAGCGUAGCAAACAGUGUAACCAGCGUCCGAACUGUGACUGUGGGAGCGCUCACAUCUACGAGACUCCAGUCCUCUUGUAUUCAUCUGAACUGUUUUCAACUGGUAGCAGCAGAGGCACGUCUUUCUCUUGCCGGUCUGUUGAAAGCGACCUAACGUCUUCCACAGAGGUUGACAGUGGAUAUUCAUCCAGUGUUGACAUCAGGAGAUUUAACUCUUCGACUGGUGACAUUAGUCCCGACCAGCAAAAAGCAAACUUCGAGGCUUUGUAUGAGAAUACAAGCAUCCGAAAACAAGACGCAAAGGCUACAGUGUAUGAGUUCAUGUCGCCGCCAGCUGGGCAUGUGUCUAACCCCAUACCCAUUCCAAACCAGGGUACAGGACAACCAAGGUAUUCUAGGGAGCAGCAUGGCACACAGUCCUCUCCUCCUUCAACAGACCAGAAGUGUUCUCUGGACUUCAGCAACUUUGGUGAUCCAGAGUUGUCUGUUGGUAAACCAACCUCUCCUUCUCUUUCUACAAAGAUUUCAACAUCACUCCCAAGCAGCUCAGUUGUGCAAUUCGAAGGCAAACCUCGACGGCUCUCCAAGACAUUCUCUCCACCGACGGAGAAACUGUCUCCACUGAAAUCUUCCGUAGGCGAAACGUUUGCUCAGGAAAUGCUUACGUUCCUGACAGGAGUUGGUGGUGCCAAAUCGAAUGAUUCUUCUUCAAGUAAGGCGGAAGAAGAGGACAUUUAUGAAGAUUUGUCAAGGCCAUGUGCACCAGUUCCAGCUUUUCCAUCAGAAAGAGGAGGUGGACCCCUUUCUUCAAAGACCUCCCUUAAAGCAAACAAUGCGCAUUCAUAUGAGAACCAUCGCAUCUCAAUUAAAGAACAAAGCACUAAGAAACGUGAUCAGAACAGUCAACAGGAAGCUGCUGACCAAGACAAGGUCAGGUGCAAUUCUUCCUAUCUGUUGCAAAACGGCCAUCAGCUUAGAGAUGCGCGUUGCAAUACUUGGCCCACACAGCCGAAUUAUGACAACCACAAAUUGAAAGAUGCUGAUGCAGCCUCUUCGUCAGGUAGUCGUUUCUAUGACAACCACAAGCUGAGACCUUCGGAGACCACUUUGCGGUCUUCUGAUGCAUAUUGCGACAACAGGAAGAUCAAGAACGAGGCGUGUGAUUCUACUGAAGCUUCACGCAAAGUAACUCGUGCUUGCUAUGAGAAUGUCGAGCUGCAAACCGGUAAGACUACAGCAAACAAAGAAGAGCACUCCCAAGAAGCUAUAGCCAACUGCAAACAAGAGAAAGAGAAUUCUUCAGACAAAGCUCGCACCGCUGAACAAAGAUAUGAAAACUGCGUUCCUAAUCCAAGACGCACAAGUCACGGAAACUUCACACCGAAAGUAUCGCAGAAUGGCAAUCUGGAGAGCGACCAAAAAGACGUUAGUGAUAGUUUGUAUGAGAAUUGUGAAAUUGAAGGCAAGAAGAAGGAAAGCCAGGAUGAAGAAACUUUGGGCCUGACAAUCCCAAGAUACCAGGAUAAAAAAGACAGAAAGCUUUGCCAUUCUCUACCGACAAACAGCCAUUGCGUUGGAGUGGUGCCUAAUGAGCUAGAUGGAUUCGUGAGAAUGAUUUUGGAAAAGCGCAGCCCACCGGCUUUAACGAGAGUAGGAAGUGCUGAUGCUAUAACCGUUGACGCGGAUAAAGAUGAUCCCUGGAGUUUCGGGUUAGAUGGUGACAAAGGCCAUAAUGUGGAUUUUCAAGAUCACCCUGUCCCACCUCCACGAUGGAAACGAAUUGCACGUAUGAAACGGACCCAGUCCCUUGUAGGCUCCUCACAACACCGGUGGGAAAUGGCCGUGAGCCCUGAACUUGCAACUGUUUUGAAUAAAAGAUUGAAUGGAACUCUUGCUGGUGUGCCUGCUGUGUCAAGCCGGGAUACAAACUCAAUGAGUGAUCCACCGAAAAAAGCACUGGGGAUCAUGAAACCAGCUUUGCCUCCACGUGCUAACAAGAAUAGUGUGGUCGUUGCUAAGCCUGUUAGAACCAGUAGCAACGCUUAUGAGAACGUUACCUUACCAAGCAAGCCUUGUGGAAAGGAAACCUGUCUUCCUGAGCUUCCACCGAAGGUUAAACGAUGUAAAGAAAACGGCACCGUCAAAAAUGGCAGUCUGAGUUCGAGAGCGUUGCAUUAUGAAAAUGUGCUUGGAGUAAAUGGUUUCCAUGUUGUUGCGAAGAAGAACGUUGAGGCACAUUUCGAAAGUGAUUCUCCUCCUCCACUUCCAAAGAAACUUUCUCAGACGAAGGUACCUCCUUUGAUACCGUGUCGACCUGACCUUGAACAAAAGUGCUAGAAGUUGCAAGCAGUGUGACUGCAGUGUCUAUGGAACACAUGAACGUAAGGCGUUGCGUCGGUUCAUAAAAGUGGUACAGUCUGUUGCAGGCACAACUACCUGAAUGAAUUGCGGUGCAUUGAAAAGUUAGUCCGUGACCACUCUGUGCCCAUGUGGGUAGCCGUACAUUCAUGUUACAUUUUCUCUACAGAGCUUGUUUGUUAGAACGCUGAUACUAAAGCAAGAUUUACCAUAUUUACAGUAUGGGCAUAAUCAAAGCUCAGAAAAUGAUUGAGCCAAAGCUAAAAGAACAACAGAUACAGUUCGUAAGUUUUAGCGUUGAAUGUCUGCUUCAUACUGACUUGGGACUGGCUUCAAUCCUGUUUUGAACUAUGGGCUCGCGAUUUAAUUGUAAAUAUAAGGACUAUACAUGUAGUUCUACAAUUCGUUUGAAUAGUCCGCAUUAAUGGUUAACUUUACAUUGUAUCCUACACACUCGUCUUAGACAGUAAACAGUCAAUUCAUUGCUGGAUACUCCUUGUAUAGAUUCAUUAAUCUUACAUGGACAGUCUGUCCACAGGUGAUCUCACACAAAAAAGAUCUCCUUAACGCACAACAUCUAGGAUACUGCCCAACAUGUAACAGAUGUCUAGCCUAAUGACUCACUGAAUCUUUCAUGACAGUAGUUAGAAUAUUUUAGGUGGUUGAGAACGUAUAAAUUACAUCAUUAUUAAAUCAACGUUAGCUAAAAGGUGCAAUAUUGAAAAUUAACACACGGUAAAUCGUGCAAUAUGUGUUAGUGUACAUGCUAUAGAUGUAGAUGUUUUUAUAAAAUGGACAUGCGGUUCUUGUUCAAUCAGAACUGAUAUUAUGCUCACGUUGAAAUAAUUCUUUUUUAAUUAAUUAAUUAUUUUAAAUUGAAAUGACUAUAGAAGUUUAUUUUAUAUGGGGUACCGGUAGAUUUAUUUUUGUCCAUUUACCAGUCGAGCUGGUGAGGUCACAUUUCAAUUUUAUUUAGCUUCCGGUAACUCAGUGUAUAUAAGCUCAGCAUUUCUUUGUUGGCUUUAACACAAAUGCUUUAUUUUAUGUUUAUUUAAGAUCAUUUUAUUGACAUAGUACGUAGAUGUACAUAGCUGAGGAAAUUAAUGGUAGCCAAGGAAGCUUCUGUCCACAACUGGUUUGCGCCUUAGAAGCUUCUUUGUAAUUAAUCCUGUAUGACCCAAAGUUGAUCAAGGUCUUAUUUCUCCCCAGUAUCACUGCGCAGUCAAGCACAGAGACCAUGCGAAUUGAGAAAAUGAUAUCCUAACAGAUUGAGGAUAUUUUCUGAGUAGAUGUCGUUGAAUUAAGAAUUAUUUUACAGGGCUGUCAGUUUUCAUGAAAAAGGAAAGGAAAGAAUGAAGAUCAUGGAAGAAUCAUGGCAUUUAUUAUCUGGUCUGGAAAAUUCUAAAGUUCUAAAGAAAAAUUAGUGGAAAAUUUACUAGUCUUAUUUUGGUCAAUGAAGUGUUUUCCGGCCAGGUUUUUGACUUCAUGGGUAACUUCCUUGUCUUAGUCACUAGCAGGCUGACAAACUUUUUAAGGAAGACUUUGUAAUCUUGGCGAGAAUGCUUCAUUCAGUUUUCCCCACUCUGAAAUUUGAUACGUAUGUCACUGCUCACUGUGUGAUAGUUACGGAAAAUAUGUUAUCCUUCAAAUCAAGAUCUGAUAAUUGUGCGUUUUCUUUUAUUGCCUACUACCUGUCUGAUUGGCAAUGUGUUGAUAUUGUACGGAGAGAUAAGAUUUUGAUCACCUAUGGAAAUUAUAUGUGAAGUUUUUAGUUUCACUAGAGCUUUUUUCGAUUGUGUCGAAAGUAAUCAGGCAAUUACUUUGGUUUUGAUUUUCGUAUGGUUUGAGAUUGGCUGAAUAGUCUGGCAAGUAAUUGGUUUGGUUUUGGUUUUACGACACUGAGUUGAAAACCUCUCUAUAUUAUAAAAUACUGAUUACAACAAUAACACAGAACAUUUCGCAGGUGAAUGUUGCCGCCUCAAGAGCGAGCAAAGUAAUGACGAAGCGUCAAUAUUUUCGGAGGCUAUGUCUCUUUGAAGUUUAGUAGUUGUAUGUUCAACAGUUCUAAUGGCUAGAGAUUUAGUUCAGUUUUCUAUUAAUAUAAUUAUUGAUUUGUUAAGAAAAAAACAACAACAGCACUUUUGUUCCUUUGUAAGAUAAUUGUAUGUUUUAUUUGUUUCCUGGAGUAUUAUUCCCAGCUGGUAUUUAAUGAUCGUUAAUUUUUUAGAUUAUUUGUAGCAGAGGUUUAAAUGCCUUCAACGGUGUAUUUAUUUAUUUAUAUAAAAUUAAAUGAAUAUUUUGGGGGUAUUUCUUUUUUUAUCUUUUUUUUCUCAAGUCACAAGUGUCUGAUAUAUAGUUGGUUUCAGGUCAAGUGUGCACUGGCGAAACAGCCCGGAUCCUGAACCGUUUUUCUUCAACUCAUUGACGCUAAUCCAGGAUUGAGACUUUGACAAAUUUCAAAUGCUGUGGCCUUGAAAAUGUUAUUUUCACAGCUACCAUUUUGCUGAGUUUAACGUCAGUCGAAACUAUAGCCAGAACACCUCACUGAAAAGUUACAAAAUGACAUAGGAAUUCGACCUAAUUCUGGAAACAACUGGAUCCCAGUGUAGAUAGUAUAUUAAUAAUACGAUGCGAUAAUAGUCCAAUACCUUAGAAAUAGAACAAUGUUCGUUAGGUAAUACUCAAUUCAGUAGCAAUUGAAAUAAAACGCAGUAACACAUUA
This is a messenger RNA of Orbicella faveolata, 6328 nucleotides long. RefSeq lists its product as uncharacterized. Gene Ontology annotation, molecular function: protein tyrosine kinase activity; ATP binding; protein binding. Gene Ontology annotation, biological process: protein phosphorylation. Lineage: Eukaryota; Metazoa; Cnidaria; Anthozoa; Scleractinia; Merulinidae. The record is from RefSeq and is a predicted model, not a curated record.